This is a messenger RNA of Cylindrotheca closterium, 3693 nucleotides long. Lineage: Eukaryota; Bacillariophyta; Bacillariophyceae; Bacillariales; Bacillariaceae. The record is from the annotation of a GenBank genome assembly.
AUGAAGCGACAGGCUGUAAGAAUAGCCAAGAGAGUUCACCCGUCGCGACGGACAGGUCGACAAGCAUCAUGCAUCGAUUUCAAACCCUUUUCAUCGACCUCGACUGCUUCAUCAUCUUAUCCCAAUGGAGCAGAUUCCGAUGCAUUAUCAUGGAAUGAGGUGACGAAACAGUUUCUGAACGAUACUUCGUCGACAUCUUCCAGCGAUUUAUUUCGUCAAGCCCAAGCUGUAGUCGAUCUACUGGUACCUGAAAUGGAUGAGGACGAAUAUGACGAGGCACAGCGAAAUCAGCGUGUCUCCCGAAAAGCAGCAUUGCAUAGAAUACAAGCUGAAAGCGAGCAGGAUAUUUCUCUUGCAUUUGAGUUUCUAGACAGACUGCUUGAAAUCGAAGAAGAGGAGAUGCAAAAUGGUGGACGCGAAUCAAUAUCGAGUUAUGACGAUUCCAAGAGCAAAUGCCUGAAUGCUGUCUUGCAAAUGUGGCGAGAGUAUCAAAUAAAACCACGAAUGGAGACGCUGUCGCCUGAUGAUGUACUGCAAAAACUAGACCGCUAUCGAGCUACAUCAUCGCUAUUGGUUCCUGAUGCACACAGCUACAAUAUACUUUUGGGUGGCGCUGCCAACCGUGGUGAUGUUGAGUUUUGCGAGAGUCUCUAUCAUUGGAUGUGGGAGGAGAGCAAAACGGACUCGCUGCUCCGUCCGGAUAUUGCCACACUGCGAACCAUAUUCAAAGUAUAUAUUCAAACAAGUCUUCAAACAGGACAGACGAUAGAAAGUAUGGGAGCACCAGAGGCGUGCGAAGCUCUUGUGGACGACUGGAAGAAACGGAGUCAGUCGUCUUCGAUCAGAGGAGUAUACGACGCUCUGAUCCAUGUUUGGGCUCAUUUUGAUCCAAUUCAAUCCGAAAUUUACUUGAAAUCACUUGCCCGUCAACGAGUGGAAAAGCAAGGACCUGGACCCGAUACUGUUUCUUGGAACCGAGUCAUUUCCGCGUAUUCGAUUCUUCACGACCAGCCAUCGAAAGCUGCAGAGUUACUAGAGGAGUUUUGGCACUACACACAACUACUGGAAGAGAUUGGAUCCAUGGAAGGGGUCUCAGACGCCAGGCCGGAUCUUGUUUCCUACAAUAGCGUCUUGGAAGGCUGGGCCCGCAUACGCAACACCGACGAAACAGACAAAGUCUUUCGAAGAUUACAAAUGUCUACCUCGACUUCUCCCAACAUUGUUUCAUACACCUCAAUGAUCAAGGCCAACGGCUCAAACUGGGAACGGGUGCAAGAGUUGGCAGAAGAGUGCAUUCAAGCGUUUCGAGAACAAGCUUCAAAACAAGGUGAUGGCGACGAUAGCAAAGGGAAUCUCGAGUUGGACCAACCUUUCUUUCACGCUUGGUUGCAAUCUGCAUUGGAAUGUGGAGAGGGAAAACAGACGGUACAAAAUGUAUUGGCCAUCAUUGAUGUAAUGAAAUCGCUGGGGCUGCAGCCCGAUACAAAAUGUUUCCUGAUUCUUUUGGAAGGCUUCUUGAAACACGACGACGAUAUUGAAGGGGCAACACGGUGGUUCAUUGAAAACGCGAAGACGACUAUGGAUGAGGAUUCCAUUGUCUCUUGGGUCACCCAGAUCCUCGUGUUGGUAGAUGACAUUUCCAUUGUACCUCCGUUGCUACAGUUUCGAGGGAGAAAAUCUGUUUCACUGCUUCAGACCAUAUGUCAAGACGAACUCUUGACUGAGACGAAAAACAUGGAGCGCCUGUUGUCCAAGUUGAGUGCGCAACAAGGCAUGGCGAUGCUUGGCUGGAUGAAAGGCAAGCCUUCGUGCAAAGCAUACGCCAUCGUUUUGCGGAAUGUUGCAAGCAACGGCAAGCUUAGUGACGCUGAAUCAAUCUUCUCCCAAUGGAAGCAGAACUAUUCCCUCGACUCCGUAGCACUUGAGGAUGGGGCUCUUGUAGCAGAGAUGUUGACGAGCCUAAUCAUUGCGUCGUCAAAAGGAGGAAAUCUGCUGCGAUGUAAAGAUUGGAUUGAAGUGUGGCGUGAUCAGGAUGGGAAACUUCCGAAGCCCGACCAGCGAGUGCAGACAGCAGUAUUGUCUACAUAUGCUAAAGUCAUGGAUGCUACUGGCGCGCAACAGUAUUUGCGGCAACUUCAACAGGAUGGCUUGGAACCAGAUGUGGUCAUGUACAACAUUGUGCUUCGCGCCUUGGCAAAAUCAUCAUCUGCAGGCCACGCUCACGAAUUCUUCGAGCAGGCAAUGGCAGACAAGGAUAUCAUCUCCUACAAUACUAUCAUUCAUGCACACUCAAAAGAAGGAAAUCUUGAAGAGGCAAAACGUCUCAUUGAAAAAAUGGUUGCUCAAUAUUCAAAGGAUCGAGAAGAACACUGGAGUGUUAGACCUGAUUUGGCAACCUUUCGCCCACUUCUACUUGGAACAGCUCGAUUCAAAGGGCGAGAUUCUGGCGGGAACGUAGAAGAACUAUUGCUCUGGAUGGAGCGUUUGCACGAAGAGGGUGUACUCGUGGAGCCUCCAGAUGCUCGCUGUUAUGAAAUCGCUUUGAAUGCUUGGUCCAGAUCUGGUACAACUGAGGCAGCCGAACGAGCCGAAGAUCUCAUGCGAAGUAUGAUGCCAUUGUCAAGUCCAUCUGCUUACGCCAUGGUAAUGAAAGCAUACAAAAGGAACCCUGGUCGCAAACAAGCGCUAUUUGACGAAAUGUAUGGUGCCUAUCGUCAGGGCAACAACAAUCUGAAACCCACCAGCGAGCAUUUUCGUCUAGUUCUUGAAGAACUAGCCAACACUUCCCCAGAACAAGCAGAAUCCUUUUUGCGUCGAAUGGGCCACCUAUAUGAGGAGGAAGGUUUGUCCUCCGCCAAACCUACCCGACAAGCCUACAAUACGGUUCUGAAAUCAUGGGCUCGAAUGUCGACCAAUUCCAAGUCAACCUCUUGGAAAUGUGCGGAAGGACUCCUGAGAGAUCUCCAGUCCCUUUAUCUGCAGGAUGGGGACCCCAAGUUGCAGCCAUCCAUGGAAUCCUACAAACCGGUUCUGAUUCUCCUUUCAAAGGAAAAGCAAGUCGCCCGACUAGAAUCACUCUUUGACGAGCUAUUUGGAGCCUACUGCGCAACGGCUUCCGGUCCGUCUGCAACCACUGCCAGUCUUGAACCUGAUUCCACCUGUGUGCAUUCUCUUUUGUUGGCGUACCGAUCCACCAAGAAUGCCCAAAAAACCCGAGACUUUUUGAAGCAAUUGGAGGAGUGGAAGGACUCCAACAUUUUGAAUUUGGAUCUUUCAAUCUCCACCUACAACAUUGCAUUAUCGUGCCUGGCGUCGUCGACAUCCUCCAAGAAGCAGACAGAAUUGCGAAACGUAGCGCAAGAAUGCGAAACAUUUUUGCUCCAGCACAUGCCCAGUCGAGGAAUCAAUCCCGAUUUAAUUUCCUUUCAAGCCGUGCUGAAUGCGUGGGCCCGAUCACGAUCCUCCGAAGCGCCGUCGAAGAUUGAAUCCUUGAUCCAAGACAAUAUGAUCCCAUCCUCGAUUGCUCCGGAUCACUUGACCUUUUCCAUUUGGUUACGGGCCAUUGUCAAGAGCGGUUCCGGUAGAGAUCGGCGCAACGAGGCCGAGGCUGUGAUUCGACAAAUGAAGGAAAAUGGAUUCACACCAUCCGAACGCGACAUGAAGCUACUUUCGGUCGUACUAGCGAAAGAUUAA